Messenger RNA from Acomys russatus (golden spiny mouse), 3374 nucleotides. It is a transcript of the gene Dse, whose product is annotated as dermatan sulfate epimerase. The transcript is spliced from 6 exons. The record is from RefSeq and is a predicted model, not a curated record. Gene Ontology annotation, molecular function: chondroitin-glucuronate 5-epimerase activity. Bases 195 to 3074 code for a protein of 959 amino acids. NCBI's taxonomy places the organism in Eukaryota, Metazoa, Chordata, Mammalia, Rodentia, Muridae.
CGGAGGCUGCAGCGGCGCAUCCCGGGCGCGGCGCCCUGGGCUCGGAUGGCGCGGCGCGCACGCUGAGGGCUAGACUCCAGGGGUCCGGAGCCCCGGAGCCCCGCAGAGACGCUGAGAGAGGACGCCCGGGAGGACGGAGCGGAUCGUUCGAAGAUGGUUUGGCUGCCUUGGAGAUCUGGAGAUCUGGCACCACGAUGAGGGCUCACACACGGGGGGCUCCCAGUGUGUUUUUCAUAUAUUUGCUCUGCUUCGUGUCAGCCUACGCCACUGACGAGAACCCAGAAGUCAUGAUUCCCUUCACUAAUGCCAACUAUGACAGCCACCCCAUGUUGUACUUCUCCGGAACAGAGGUGGCAGAACUCCAGCUAAGGGCCGCCAGCUCCCACGAGCAUAUCGCUGCUCGGCUCACGGAGGCCGUGCACAUCAUGCUGUCUAACCCCUUGGAGUACCUCCCUCCCUGGGAUCACAAGGAGUACAGUGCCCGCUGGAAUGAGAUCUACGGAAACAACCUGGGUGCCUUGGCCAUGUUCUGUGUGCUGUACCCUGAGAACAUUGAAGCGCGAGAGAUGGCCAGAGACUACAUGGAAAGGAUGGCCGCGCAGCCUAGUUGGUUGGUGAAAGAUGCCCCUUGGGAUGAGGUCCCGCUUGCCCACUCCCUGGUGGGUUUCGCCACUGCCUAUGACUUCCUCUACAACUACCUGAGCAAGACCCAGCAGGAGACGUUCCUGGAAGUGAUCGCCAAUGCCUCGGGCUAUAUGUAUGAGACUUCGUACAGGAGAGGCUGGGGCUUCCAGUAUUUGCAUAACCACCAGCCCACCAACUGCAUGGCCUUACUGACUGGAAGCCUCGUCCUGAUGAGCCAAGGGUACCUUCAAGAGGCCUACUUGUGGACCAAGCAAGUUCUGACCAUCAUGGAGAAGUCUCUGGUCUUGCUGCGAGAGGUAACAGAUGGCUCCCUCUAUGAAGGAGUUGCGUACGGCAGCUACACCACUAGAUCCCUGUUCCAGUACAUGUUUCUCGUUCAGAGGCACUUUGACAUCAACCACUUUGGCCACCCAUGGCUUAAGCAACACUUUGCCUUUAUGUAUAGGACCAUCUUGCCAGGGUUUCAAAGAACCGUGGCCAUUGCAGAUUCAAAUUACAACUGGUUCUAUGGUCCAGAAAGCCAAUUAGUGUUCCUGGAUAAAUUUGUCAUGCGUAAUGGCAGUGGAAACUGGCUGGCUGACCAAAUCAGAAAGAACCGUGUGGUGGAAGGUCCAGGAACACCAUCCAAAGGACAGCGCUGGUGCACUCUGCACACAGAGUUUCUCUGGUAUGAUGCCAGCUUGAAGUCGGUCCCACCUCCGGAUUUUGGCACCCCAACGUUGCAUUAUUUUGAAGACUGGGGUGUCGUGACUUAUGGAAGUGCGCUACCAGCAGAAAUUAACAGAUCUUUCCUUUCCUUCAAGUCAGGAAAACUCGGGGGGCGUGCAAUAUAUGACAUUGUCCACAGAAACAAAUAUAAAGACUGGAUCAAAGGCUGGAGAAACUUCAAUGCAGGCCACGAGCAUCCAGACCAGAACUCUUUCACUUUUGCCCCCAAUGGCGUGCCAUUCAUCACUGAGGCCCUCUAUGGGCCCAAGUUUACCUUCUUGAACAACGUCCUCAUGUUUUCUCCAGCUGUGUCUAAGAGCUGCUUUUCUCCCUGGGAGGGUCAGGUCACAGAAGACUGUUCAUCGAAAUGGUCGAAAUACAAGCACGACCUGGCAGCCAGCUGUCAGGGGAGAGUUGUUGCAGCGGAGGAGAAAGACGGGGUUGUUUUUAUCCGGGGAGAAGGCGUAGGAGCAUAUAACCCCUUGCUCAACCUGAAGAACAUUCAACGGAAUCUCAUCCUUCUACACCCACAGCUUCUCCUCCUUGUAGACCAGAUACACUUGGGAGAGGAGAGCCCGCUGGAGACAGCAGCUAGUUUCUUCCACAAUGUGGAUGUCCCUUUUGAGGAGACAGUAGUAGAUGGCGUCCACGGAGCUUUCAUCCGGCAGCGGGAUGGUCUCUAUAAAAUGUACUGGAUGGAUGAUACUGGUUAUAGUGAAAAGGCAACCUUUGCCUCAGUGACAUAUCCUCGGGGCUAUCCCUACAAUGGGACGAAUUAUGUGAAUGUCACCAUGCAUCUGCGAAGUCCCGUCACCAGGGCAGCUUACCUCUUCAUAGGCCCAUCUGUGGACGUUCAAAGCUUCAGCGUCCACGGAGACCCUCAGCGCCUGGAUGUUUUCGUAGCUACCAGCGAACACGCCUACGCAACUUACCUGUGGACAGGUGAGAACGCCGGGCAGUCUGCCUUUGCGCAGGUCAUUGCAGAUCGUCGGAAAAUUCUAUUCGACCAGAGUUCGGCCAUCAAGAGCACAGCUGUCCCUGAAGUGAAAGAUUAUGCUGCUAUUGUGGAAAAGAAUCUCCAGCGUUUCAAGCCCGUGUUCCAGCUGCUCGAGAAGCAGAUCCUGUCCCGAGUCCAGAACACAGCUAGCUUUAGGAAGACUGCUGAGCGCCUGCUGAGGUUUUCGGAUAAGAGGCAGACGGAGGAAGCAAUUGACAGGAUUUUUGCCAUAUCCCAGCAACAGCGGCAGCAGCGAGGCAAGUCGAAGAAAAGUCGAAGGGCGGGCAAGCAUUAUAAAUUUGUGGAUGCCGUCCCCGAUAUUUUUGCACAGAUCGAAGUCAAUGAGAAGAAGAUUCGACAGAAAGCUCAGAUUUUGGCGCAAAGAGAACUGCCCAUAGAUGAAGAUGAAGAAAUGAAAGACCUUUUGGAUUUUGCCGAUGUCACGUACGAGAAACAUAAAAACGAGGAUUCUGUGAAGGGUGGUUUUGGACAGGGCCGGAUGGUGACAACAAGUCGCAACAGAGCCCCCUCACUGUCGGCCUCGUACACCAGACUCUUCUUGAUUCUGAACAUCGCCAUCUUCUUUGCCAUGUUGGCAAUGCAACUGACUUAUUUCCAGAGGGCUCAGAGCCUCCAUGGCCAAAGGUGUCUCUAUGCGGUCCUCCUGAUAGAUAGCUGUGUCUUGCUGUGGCUGUAUUCCUCCUGUUCCCAGUCCCAGUGCUGACACCAAAGUCAUGAGCAUCUUAUGGUCAUGAGAGUUCAUGCGAAAAUAUAUCGACACCCCCCCCCCAUUUGUUAUAAUUCCUCCCCCAGAUUUAUUGGACAAAUUUAAGGGAAGACAUUUUCACUCACACACACACACACACACACACACACACACACACACACACGGAUGUAGAGAACUCAAUUGGACUCACAAAGGAUGUAUCUAAGGUGUGAAAAUAGACUUGGCUGUCCCCUAGUGUUUCUGGGAGUGUUUGGCUUUGCUGGCUGACCAGUUCCAGUUAGACAAAAUACCUAUUCC